Messenger RNA from Plasmodium yoelii, 1728 nucleotides. RefSeq names its product PIR protein. The record is from RefSeq and is a predicted model, not a curated record. NCBI's taxonomy places the organism in Eukaryota, Apicomplexa, Aconoidasida, Haemosporida, Plasmodiidae. The transcript has 3 exons. The coding region runs from base 1 to 1728 and encodes 575 amino acids.
AUGAGUUCCCAUGUGUGUGAAGCAUUUAAAUUUGUUGAUCAAAUUUUGCCUGAUAAUUAUUCUUUCGAUAAAACUAAUGUAUCUACUGCUAUACAAACUUAUUGUAAAAAGAACCCGAGAACAAGGAAAAGAGAAUGUUUCACUAUCGGUGAUGUAGUUAGCGCUGUUACUAUAUUAUUACUUCAUAAAUUAUUCGUUGCGAAUAAAAAUAUAGGAUCUGAAAAUAAAAAUAACGAAUAUAUCACGUAUGUUAUGCUAUGGUUAAGUAAUAAAAUGAAACUAAUUAAAAAAGGGAGGUACGGAAGCGUGGCAGAUUUUUAUGUCACGUUUAUAAAAAAUAGUAACAACUAUAUAUUAUAUCAUGAUAAAAUCUAUAAAAACAGAAAAAUGAUGUAUCUUAAUAUUGAUAGAAUGCGUAGACUUUAUGGGUUACUUAUUAAGCUGUGUAAUGCAAUUACUAAACAUAAAAAAGAUCCUUCAAAUUGCUCCAAUUUUUCAGAUUUUGUUAACGAUUGGAUAAAACAAUACAUAGACCUUAUUUUUAAAAAAAAAAGAGUUUUUGAAGAUGAACAUUAUUGUGAUGUAUUGGUGACUUUAAAAAAUGCUUAUGAAAAUUUUAAAAAAGAUAAUGAUACCAAAAAUUCUUUUCCAGAAAUUAUAGAGAUAGAAGGAAUAAAAACUUGUAAGCAAUUAGGUCAAGAAGCAACAACUUCAUCGAAAGUUAUAGAUGUGAAAUCCAUAGAAAGAGUGAAGGGAAAAAAGGAUUUAGAGGAAGACAAAGAUACCUCGAGAUAUAUAGAUGUUAUUAAAAGGGGAUUUGAAACGUGUAGUUCAAAUUUUAGUAUUAUGUUUACUAAUAAUGUCAAAGAAUUAUAUAAUAAGGCGUUGCCACCACUAACAGAUUUUUACGAAAAAAUUAUAAAUUUUGGUGAUAAAACUAUUAAUUAUAUGAAUGAUCAACUUAAAAAAGUAAUAGAAAUUUAUGCACCAAAUAAUUGUAUAUCUGAGGAGAAUCCCCAAAGAGAUAAACCAUCAUCAUCUCAAGAAACUCCAUCUGAAAAUGGAGGUUCUGAUCAAAAGGGUUGCGAAGCAUCUCAAAUAUCAUUGACACAUCCAGUGAUGAAACAAGAAACUCCAGUAUCCGAAGUAACAGGAGAUGGAACAACAGAAAUAGGUGAUAAUCCACUCAACGUAUACAAGAAAAUGGGAAUUUCAAUUCUAAUUCUUUUAAUACCCAUUGCUUUAGCUAUUAUGUACAAGUAUUUGCCAUUUGGAUGGAGAAAGAAAUCGAAGAAAAAAAAAAACAUGAAAAAGGCUAUAAAUAUGUUUGAUACAAAUGAAACGACAGAAAGUGAUAUAAACCCAACUGAUCGAAAAAAACAAAUGCAAAUAAUUAUAAAUUUAUCUACUCCAAAAAAACAGGAUAAAAAGCUUACCAAUUCGUCUAUUCAAAAAAAACAGGAUAAACAAUUUAUAAAUUCAUCUACUCCAAAAAAACAGGAUAAAAAGCUUACCAAUUUAUCUACUCCAAAAAAACAAGAUAAAAAGUUUAUAGAUUCAUCUACUCAAAAAAAACAGAGUAAAAAGUUUAUAGAUUCCAUUUAUUGGGGAAAAUAUCCAUUAUUAAAUAUAUAUAAACUUAUGAAGGCCGAUCCUGUACCAUUUAUUAUUUUAUUUUUGUUGUUUAUUUUUUAUGUUUAUAAAAGAAAAGGUGAUUCUUUAGAAUAA